GAGACUCGCCAUAUUGCAAGUGGCUUGGUGCUUCGGGGCUGUUUACAUCGCGGGAGGGAGGGAGGGAGGGGGAAAGUGCGGGCAGAUCGAGCGGUGCCGGUCCCCUGUGUCUAAGGACGACUGCAUCAAUGUAAUCAGUAAUGGACAGAAGAAUAAAACAACUUUCCUGAAGGAACGUGAUGACUGCAAAUAAAUAAAACAACAAUGGCACAAAUCGUGCAGACCAAUGGCACCCAGCCACUCAGCAAAACGUGGGAGCUCAGCUUGUAUGAAUUGCAGAGAACACCACAGGAGGCAAUCACAGAUGGCAUGGAGAUUGCCGUGUCACCCAGAAGUCUCCACAGUGAGCUGAUGUGUCCUAUCUGCCUGGACAUGCUGAAGAACACCAUGACAACCAAAGAAUGCCUUCAUCGUUUCUGUGCUGAUUGCAUAGUUACUGCCCUCAGGAGUGGAAACAAAGAGUGUCCCACCUGCAGGAAAAAGCUGGUCUCAAAGCGGUCACUACGACCAGAUCCAAACUUUGAUGCGCUAAUCAGCAAAAUAUAUCCCAGUCGAGACGAGUAUGAGGCCCAUCAGGAGCGGGUGCUAGCCCGGAUCAGUAAACACCACAACCAACAGGCUCUGAGCCACAGCAUUGAAGAAGGGCUCAAAAUGCAGGCACUUAAUAGAGCACAGAGGGUAAGAAAGCACCAGGCUGAGAAUGGCAGUGGGGCAGAAGAUAAUGGUGACAGCUCACACUGCAGCAAUGCCUCCACCCACAGUAACCAGGAGGCUGGACCCAGUCAGAAACGUGCAAAAACUUCCGAUGAUUCGGGUCCUGAUCUUGACACUACAAAUGAGAAUGGAACAGGAGACCCUGAUCCAGUGACUGAUGGAACCAAUGAAAUUGAGCUGGUUUUCAGACCGCAUCCUACGCUUAUGGAGAAGGAUGAAGUGGCACAGACCAGGCAGGUCACAGUUGGUGUUCAGAGGAUUGUGGGCCGCACACCGGUGUCAAGAAAGCGGUAUAUUAAAACAACAGGAAAUGCCACUGUUGACCACUUGUCCAAGUAUCUGGCGAUGAGACUAGCCUUGGAAGAGCUCAGGAAAAAUGAAGAAGCAAAUCCAAUGAAUGUGGAGACGGUCAGUGAGAAGCAAUACACCAUUUACAUUGCAACGGUGAAUGGCCAGUUCACUCUCCUGAAUGGUUCUUUCUCACUCGAACUUGUUAGUGAGAAGUACUGGAAGGUCAACAAGCCAAUGGAACUGUAUUAUGCACCAACCAAGGAACACAAGUAGACAAUGGCAUGAGAUCCGUAUCAAAUAAAUGGAGAUGGUGCUUUUGAUGGUAGUGAUGUGUUUGUCUUCCAUGCAACAGCAACCACUAUCAAGAGAUGUUCUGUUGAAUAAAAACUUGCCACAUGUUCAGAUUUACAGAUCUGUGACAUGCAAAUUCACAACUGAAACAUCGCAGGCAAAAGGACAGUGUCCCAAAGGGUUCCUUUAUCCUGUCAUAAUACUGUGGACAGCAACUCAAAUCCAGGAAGUAGAAGUUUGUAGCGUGCUGCGUCUCAGUUUCUUGGUUUAUGGAAUACAUAAUAGGGCAAUAGAUCAAUUUUCUUUUGUCGCUAUCAAAUUUGCAAAUUUAUUGUGAAAUUCUCAAUUUUGCAAUAUGGUUUUGUUCUUAAAUUAUUUUCUUCUGGUCAUGCACCUCCCAGUUGUCACUGCAUGCUGAGGUAUGAUACCACAGCACCAUUGUAUUCCUUCAAUGAAGUGACCAUUUUUCACAUACAAAUUGAGUCACUUUUGACGAUGGAGGUUGGAGAGACUAUAUCACAGCCACGUCAAGUCCUUUUGCUUCGACCACUUCCAGUAGAAGCCCCUGCAGAGCAUUGAAAGGUGUCGACCCCUGUUAUUUCCUCUCUAACUGAAGGGUGCAGAGGCUAAUUGUUGUGGCUCAAGCUGUGUCCUGGCUGGAUGCAGGGCAUGGCUGGGCAUUGAAUCCGGGCCGCUCUAUGCAGUGUAAUUACCUACGAAGUUAGUGGGAGGAAAACUAAAUUAUUUACUUUGAAGGCAAGUGUCCUUUUAAUAUUGGAAAGCUAUGUUUUCAAACAAACUUCUACUAUUCCAAAAUGGAGUACUACAGGACACCAAUGCAUUGCAAACACAGAUAAAUAUAUUUUCAGUGUCUUUCUGAUUUAAAAAAAAGUCAUUUUUUCAUGUGAAAUGUAAAAUGAGUAUUUAUGUUGUCAAUCAAGUACUGGUAGUUAUACCGUGAAAUUAUGCUGUAUCUGGGCAUCUACUACUUAUUUGUACACUUAUCAAAUUGAAAUUAAAUAAUUGUUUCUUUACUUGAA
Molecule: messenger RNA, 2336 nt
Organism: Amblyraja radiata (thorny skate)
Lineage: Eukaryota; Metazoa; Chordata; Chondrichthyes; Rajiformes; Rajidae
Gene: rnf2
Product: ring finger protein 2
Exons: 9
Coding region: 205-1278 (357 amino acids)
Cellular component (GO): ubiquitin ligase complex; PcG protein complex
Molecular function (GO): chromatin binding; ubiquitin protein ligase activity
Source: RefSeq, a predicted model, not a curated record